AUGCGGUGCGAGGACAAGGAUAUAGGGCAGCAUAAAAAUGGGUUGAGGCACAGAAGGGAGGAAGAACCUCACAAGCUUAAAUUACAGCAUAAAGUGGCAGAGGGAGGAGAAAACCUCAGUGUUGGGCAGAGGCAGCUGCUGUGUCUGGCUCGAGCUCUCCUGAGAAAGUCACGUAUCCUAAUUCUGGAUGAAGCCACGGCAGCUGUUGACCUGGAGACAGACAACCUGAUUCAGAACACCAUCCGCAAAGAGUUCUCAGACUGCACAGUCCUUACCAUCGCCCACCGCCUGCACAGUAUCAUGGACAGCUCUAGGGUAAUGGUGCUUGAUGCUGGAAAAAUAGUGGAAUUUGAUUCGCCGAGCAACCUGCUUGAAAAUGAAGGUCAUUUCUAUGCCAUGGCAAAAGAUGCUGGGAUAACAUUAGAAAGUAACACAAAUUUAUAAUCUCUACUUAUACUGUUUUUUUAGGGAAGAUUUAGGGCCACAAUUUUCUGUGUAUGUGUUUUAUUUGUAGGUUUACAUUGUGAAGACUGGAUUUUACUUUUAUGUAAAGAAACACUGACAUAUGUAUUGUAUUUAUAGGGAAAAACAUAGGGAAAACAUAUUGUAUAUGUAACACAUUUUAUGUGUGAAAAAUAAAAUUUAUUUCUGAAAUCA
This is a messenger RNA of Haplochromis burtoni (Burton's mouthbrooder), 657 nucleotides long. Its product is annotated as ATP-binding cassette sub-family C member 2-like. The transcript is spliced from 4 exons. NCBI's taxonomy places the organism in Eukaryota, Metazoa, Chordata, Actinopteri, Cichliformes, Cichlidae. The record is from RefSeq and is a predicted model, not a curated record. Gene Ontology annotation, cellular component: apical plasma membrane. Gene Ontology annotation, molecular function: ATP binding; ATP hydrolysis activity; ATPase-coupled transmembrane transporter activity. Gene Ontology annotation, biological process: transmembrane transport. Bases 1 to 444 code for a protein of 147 amino acids.